AUGCGAUUCUGGAAUGCUUUUGUCGCAAUCGCUCUAGUUCCGGUUGUCGCAGCUGACUUCUACUUCGGCCAGGUCGUGUGCUACGCCUGGAAUCUCAGCGUUGUUGAAACUUAUGCGACUAUGCUCCCCGCGAACAACAACAAAUGCCUCACUGCAGUGAAACCGGAUUCCGAGUACUACCAGCAGCAGCGCCACCAUGUAUACGGCUCCACAAUGACCGCGCAGAUUUGCGGUGCUAGCAUUACGGUGACACUUCACAACUCGCACACCCCUCCCUCUUGGACUAGCUCAGAUGGAGGAAGUGGAAGAUGUAUCAGCUUGGAUCCUAGUUUGAAGGGGAACCAACCACUUUGCGGCAAAUAUUUCCCUAAACUCGGCCUGUUACCAUGCGCAUACACGAUGAACGGCGUCUGCGAUUCGUACUUGUGCAAGUGACCAAUAACAGAAAUCCGAAAUCUUUGGCAUCUGGGACGCGCGCUAGCUGCCUUGUCACAAGACCUGUUUAUGUUCAGGGCCAGAGAGUACUGUAAAAUACGCUCGAAAUGAUGAUUGCCAUUUUCAUAAUUCAGAGAU
Messenger RNA from Cantharellus anzutake, 573 nucleotides. RefSeq lists its product as uncharacterized. Lineage: Eukaryota; Fungi; Basidiomycota; Agaricomycetes; Cantharellales; Hydnaceae. The record is from RefSeq and is a predicted model, not a curated record. The transcript has 2 exons. The coding region runs from base 1 to 435 and encodes 144 amino acids.